Molecule: messenger RNA, 2528 nt
Organism: Phlebotomus papatasi
Lineage: Eukaryota; Metazoa; Arthropoda; Insecta; Diptera; Psychodidae
Gene: adp
Product: WD and tetratricopeptide repeats protein 1
Exons: 5
Coding region: 277-2148 (623 amino acids)
Biological process (GO): negative regulation of fatty acid biosynthetic process
Cellular component (GO): cytoplasm; Cul4-RING E3 ubiquitin ligase complex
Molecular function (GO): protein binding
Source: RefSeq, a predicted model, not a curated record
AUCAGGAAAACGAUCACAUUUGACAGCCUUUUAUUUUGACAAUCUUGUCCUGAAGAUUUUUUCGCUUUUCUUGGAAAUUUUUUCUUUCUUUCCCCCUGAAAUACUCAACAGAAAAUCCUGAAUCAUAUAUUAUUUGGUGCUCUAUUUGAUUGGCAAUGAGAUUGUGUAGGAGAGACUCUGAGUAGGGUACGGAAAUUGGUAGUUUAAGUGAAGUCCCUGCAAGAGUCCAUUGUUCUCUCCGUGUUUACGUGGAAUAGCCCAAAGUCUCAGGAGAAAAUGAAGCGCAAAUACGGGAAUGGAAAGGUGGUCAAUGCAGCUAUUCUGUUAAGCGACAGGACUAAUUUUGAUUUGGAGUCUACUGUGAGACAGAAACUACAGACAGCUCCUCAAUUUAUUAAACGAUUGGAGCUGGAGACAGAACUUAAGGGCCACAAUGGAUGCGUCAAUUGUCUUGAAUGGAGUGAUAAUGGAAAACUCCUAGCAUCAGCUUCUGAUGACUUUCAUGUGAUGAUCUGGGAUGGCUUCUCACACAAGAGAGUGGCUGAUGUGGUUACUCCACAUCAGGGUAAUAUUUUCUCUGUGAAGUUCAUGCCCAAAAGUGGCAAUUCUACUGUUGUCACGGGAGCAGCUGAUGGGAAGAUCUAUGUGUUUGAUCUCAAUCGAUCAGACAGUCCUACUUGGUCGUGCCGCUGCCACAGCAGGAGGGUCAAAAGAUUGGCCACAGCACCUGAGACCCCAUUUGUCUUCUGGUCAGCUGCUGAAGAUGGAGAUGUUCUGGAAUUUGAUCUGCGAGAACCGCACAAAUGCAUGUCUAAUGAGUGCAAAGUCUCCCUGGUCUGCUUGAAAAAUUUCAUCUCAUCUUCGAAUCUAGUCUCAAAUGUCGUGGCAAGUCCAGCUCAGGCCAAGUGUAUUGCUGUAAAUCCACGCCGGCCGGAAUUGAUUGCAGUGGGAGCUAAUGAUUGCUAUGCUCGCAUGUACGAUCGGCGCAUGAUGAAGUUGAGUACGUUGUGGACGGCAAAUGAGGAGAGGAUCAAUAGUACCUCUGACAGAGAUACCGUUCCGAAGAACUGUGUCACAUAUUUCUGUCCAGGUCAUUUGAGGAAGCAAUACGAUAAACGCUACAAAGCCAUCACUUACUUGACGUUUAGCCCGGAUGGAAAGGAAUUAUUGGUCAAUAUGGGGGCUGAACAAAUUUAUUUGUAUGACAUUAAUAAUGCUAAAGAGCCUGUGUUUCUGGAUCUGCCGCCGUUGCAUGAUAGAGAAAUUGUCAAUAGUGAAGCCAUUAGACGGAAGUUGCCUGAGGAUGUGGAGGCAGAUCAAAAGUUGGGAACGGAUUUUCUCGAAAAUGAGAAGUACAUUGAGGCCAUUUACCAGUACACCAAGGCCAUCCAGAAGGCACCAAAGUGUGCAUUUCUCUAUCUCAACAGAGCCAUUGCUUUGGUACGUCGCAAUUGGUGUGGAGAUACUUAUGCUGGACUCAGGGAUUGUCAUACAGCUCUCUGGCUCGAUCCUACAUACCUAAAGGCACAUUUUCGCCUAGCCAGGGCCCUUCUGGCACUGAAUUAUGUCUCUGAAGCGGCUCAGUGUUUGGCCGAGCUGAAGCUUCGGUUUCCAGAAUAUGCUAAAAGCUACGGAGUUCAAAUGCUGGAGCAAGAUAUUGAGCGGGCUGUUAAACAUCCCAACACAGCAUCAACUCAAGAUAGUCCAGAUAUUUUCGACUUGUCCGAGAAUGAAAUUUUUUGGCGGACUUCGGCAAAGGACUACAAGGAUCGCUUUAUGGGUCACUGCAAUACAACGACAGACAUCAAAGAGGCAAACUUUUUUGGGAAUGAUUCCAAUCAUAUAAUUGCUGGAUCUGACGAUGGGAAUUUUUUCAUCUGGGAACGAUCAACUAAUUCCAUCUCUGAGGUUUUCAGUGGCGAUACAAAUAUCGUCAACUGUGUUCAGCCACAUCCAUCAAUUUGCCUCCUGGCCACAAGUGGCAUUGACCACAGUAUCAAGCUUUGGAGUCCACAGCCUGAGGAGAAUUUUGAGUCGAAGCAUCGGGUGGAGUACACGGAGAAGGCGAUGAAAAGGAAUCAGAUGCGAAUGUAUGAGGAUCCGUUCGAUUUUAAUGACAUCAAUCCACCACUCUGUGCACCCAGCUAAUCACACUAACAGCCUCUUAUGCGUAUGUAUAUUACCUUUUUCGCAAAAAGAAACAUUUAAAUAAAAAAAGAACAAAAAUUGUAAUUUAUUAACAUGCUACCGCGCUAGAGAUGUUUUAUGCUAUAGAAAGAAAAUUGUAGUAAUUGGGGAUAUUCAAUUGAAUCACUUUUUACAUAAUCAUUUUAUUCAUCAUGAAUUAUUGUAAUCGAGAGUAGAGAGAUGAAUCUAUAUUAAUAAUAGUGUAAAAAAAAAAGAUUUUGGGUUAAAAAAAGCGUUCAAAGCUUCUUGUUUGAUGGCGGGCCUUUAAACAACAAUAAUGCCCAUAUUCACGUUACUGUGUAAUUAAAUAUUUUAUUUUCUUUUGUGGAAAAUACACAAAA